This is a messenger RNA of Grosmannia clavigera kw1407, 1140 nucleotides long. RefSeq lists its product as uncharacterized. Lineage: Eukaryota; Fungi; Ascomycota; Sordariomycetes; Ophiostomatales; Ophiostomataceae. The transcript has a single exon. The record is from RefSeq and is a predicted model, not a curated record. The coding region runs from base 1 to 1140 and encodes 379 amino acids.
AUGUUUGAAGCCCACCACUUACCUGUGCGGCGGCGCCCAGUCCCGACCGACACAACAAAUGCCUACGCUCACUCCCGCACACGCACAACCUCGUCCAACAUCUUCCCCGCCUCCAAUCCGAUGCCUCCCAACCAUAUUCCGCCACAAAACCCGAUGCAGCUUGCCCAGCCACCAGCAGGCUUCAAUCGCCGCUCGCCAUCUGUGAACACGUUCAGUUCGGUAUCCAGCACCGGCAUGGCACCACCUGCUGCAUACCGGACAAGUCCUACCAACGACAUCAGGAGGUCCACGUCAUCUCGGUCAUGCGGCGCUGGCAGCAGCGGUGGGCCGUCGUAUGUCGCCCUGCUCCGCCGCCAGAAAGCCACCGUCUGGUGCGAGCGUGCUCAAUUUGAAGACCCCCGCGUCGCCGCCCAGCAACGCGCCGCCAAGAUGCGUGCCAAUCGCGAGAUCAGUUCCAGUGGCGGCGCAUACGUGUCGAGCAAUGGUAGCGGCAGAACCAGCACCGGCCUGUCGACCGGUGGUAAGGUCGCUGCCAAGAUCCGGCACCACGGCAAGGCGAGCGCUUUGGGCUUUGGUGCCGACAGUAAUUACGUCGGCAUUGCUGGUGUUCCCCUGAGGCUGAGUGCAGCCGAGGUUGAAGGCGAAGACAGCGAAGACGAAGACAUUCCUGCGGCACGCGGACACCACCGCCGAACCGGCAGCAGUGGCCGCAGCAGCACUGCUAGUGGCCGGCGUGUGCCUCCCUUCCGAACCUCGGCCGGUGCCCUCAAUCCCUCAGUCUCAAAUGCACAAAAUGCACCGCGACGGUGGAGCCCUGGCGACACUCCCGAGCGUGCCGGCAGCCUGAUUGACGAUGGGAUAGGAGGUGGUGCUAUGGGCGGGCUCGAUGGCCAGGGCGUCCGUGACGACGCUGCCAGUGGCAAAGCACGCAGCACAGCAAGCGGCAGCAGCGCAGAGCGUGCUGACAACGUUCCAGAUCUCAGCAGCGUUGGGCGGAUGCCGCCCAACAGCACCAGCCAUGCGGCUUUGACCCGCGAAAAGAGUGUUAGGAAUCCCGACGAUUUACGUCGGCGAGGAAGCGUCGACGAGAGGACUAUGACUCUCUCGACCGGCAGGCUCUUUAUCGCCAACCCAGAUUAA